This is a messenger RNA of Plasmodium cynomolgi strain B, 1671 nucleotides long. RefSeq lists its product as hypothetical. NCBI's taxonomy places the organism in Eukaryota, Apicomplexa, Aconoidasida, Haemosporida, Plasmodiidae. The transcript is spliced from 4 exons. The coding region runs from base 1 to 681 and encodes 226 amino acids. The record is from RefSeq and is a predicted model, not a curated record.
AUGAAUUCGAAAAAAAAAUUAAAUAUCGUAGAAAAAAAAUGCAUACUAGAAAAAGUGCACAUACUGCCCAUAAAAAGAAAAGUCGAAAAUGCAGAUGCGCUUUACAGAAAACUGCAGUUGUUGAUAAAUGACAAAUGCGUCCUGUAUGAAGGGUUCAUAAUUGAUGCUAAUGGAGAAAAGGAAACGGUACCAGGGGAAAAAAGCACACGGACAAAUCUAAAGGAAAGCGUCGGGGAACCCCCAAAGGAAGGCCUAACAAAUGACAAGGGAGACCCCACUAAAAAUGAAAAGCACACAACAAGCACAAAAUUGCUCGAAAAAUUAAGUAGCGCCAAAGAGGGACCUUGCCCAAAUGGAGACGACUCAUGGGAAGUUGCGCAUAGGAAGGAAUCGAACAGUCACACACCAAAAAAAAAUUCGAAUGAAAAGGACAAUAAAAACACACCCAAUAAUGACCACAUUUGUUUACAUGAAAAAUGCAACAAAGACAAAUUAACAGAGGAAACUUCCCAUUUUAAAGAAGGCACAGACUACUACGUUGUUGGAAUCCUCACUCGGGACACCCUAAUUUACACGGAUGGAAAAUACGUGGACAAUUUAAAAAAAAUUCAUCUCAUAAUAAUACGAGAUAAAUACUAUAAAAAAUAUGAAAAAAAAUUGAAAAAAAAUUUUUUUCUUUAAAUGUCCCUCAUUCCGUUUUCCUUUGACCACUUUUCGAGAAAGUGUAGUGCAGAAAGGGGGAAGAGCAAUGGCACCUUCGGAGCAAAGAACAGGGACACUGUCAUGCCUCACCCUACCAACAUCAAGAGAAGAAAUCUCGUCCUGGAAAAAAUCCUUCUUACCUGUCUGCACCCCUAUUUCAAGAAAAACAGGACUAAGCUAUUCUACUCUGGCAAGCUACUCAUUAUAAAUAAUUUUUCUUUCCUCGUUGAGAUUUGCUUGAACGCAGAUACGUACGACCCGUUUAGGAACGUCCAUAUAGUGCCCCUGUACGACACACUACCGACCACAUACAACUAUGACAUUUUUGCAGAUUACAUAAAGCCAUACAUAGAGAGGCAUUACUUAAGUUUAUUUUCCAUGCAUGACACCUUUUUUUACAAAGGAGUGCAAUUUAAAAUUAUGGGAAUAGACCCAAUGAACAUAAAAUAUGGAAGAGGAAGAAUUACCUGCAACACAUUUAUAUACACCGAGGGGGCAAUCAAGCCAACUUUUUUCGACGUUAUUUCGAAUGAAUCCAUAAAUUAUAUCCAGUGCUUACCAGUAGAAUACAAGCCAUAUGCCGUUUUGAACAUAUUGCAACAGUUAGAUGCAGACUCUUUGUUACGGCUGUUCCCAUCAACUAAUGCGAAUUUACAGGAGAGUGCCCUCAACGAGCAGCGCAUUUUAAGCCAUUUGGAUAAGUAUAAGUAUGUAUAUAAAAACCACACACGGGAGGAUAAUCAGGGUGCAAAGAUGAUCCUAGACGUAGAUGUAGACGAACACAUAGAUGCAAAAAAUAAAAGUGGCAACUUUGCAUAUGAACAGUGUGCCGUUUGCUUCGAAUAUUUUCAGAACUAUGACAAGUGCAUCAAAUUGGCUUGUCUGCACACCUACCACUGGAAGUGCGUCAAGAGCUGGUUUAGGUUUAACCUCACAUGUCCGUGUUGCCGACGCGAAUUGAUCAUUUAG